AGAGAGAGAGAGAGAGAGAGAGUUCAGACGUCGGGAGCAAUGGCGAGCACCAAAGUUCAAAGGAUUAUGACCCAACCUAUCGUACGUGCAUCUUCUCUGUUAUUGUUUCGACUACUCUCUCUCUCUCUCUUUGUUCUUUUACUAAUUUUUCCUUUUGUUUUUUCCCGGUGGUAUCGGCGGCGGAUCCAGAACUUGAUUUUUAGGUUUCUUCAAAGCAAAGCUAGGAUCCAGAUUUGGCUUUUUGAGCAGAAAGAUUUGAGGAUUGAAGGAAGAAUCACUGGGUUUGACGAAUACAUGAACCUAGUGUUGGAUGAAGCUGAAGAAGUGAGCAUCAAGAAGAACACCAGAAAACAACUUGGAAGGAUUCUACUUAAAGGAGACAACAUAACGCUGAUGAUGAACACGGGAAAGUGAUGACUAUUCUCUCAAGAAACACUCUCAAGGAUUAGUAUAUCCAUAGCUUUUGCUAAGUAUAUGUUGAGUUGAGCUCUUCUUCUUCUUCAGUUAACUGACAAUGCCUUCUUCGUUAUCGUGUAAUAUUGCAAUUUAGUAAGCUAGUAACAAGGUUUGAGAAAUUAUGGAGUUUGGUGGAAUCUUAAGGAUGGUAUUGCCUCUUUUUGGUUAAUGGAAAUUACUAUUUUCGGGAA
Brassica napus (rape) is the source of this 647-nucleotide messenger RNA. RefSeq names its product small nuclear ribonucleoprotein E-like. The record is from RefSeq and is a predicted model, not a curated record. Gene Ontology annotation, biological process: spliceosomal snRNP assembly; mRNA splicing, via spliceosome. NCBI's taxonomy places the organism in Eukaryota, Viridiplantae, Streptophyta, Magnoliopsida, Brassicales, Brassicaceae. Gene Ontology annotation, molecular function: RNA binding. Gene Ontology annotation, cellular component: U4/U6 x U5 tri-snRNP complex; U4 snRNP; U5 snRNP. The transcript has 5 exons. Bases 40 to 414 code for a protein of 124 amino acids.